AUGUCGAUCUAUUUAUAAUAUGCCAAAGCUGUCUGUGUCAGAAUCAUCGUAUUGUACGCGCAAGGCCACGACCUCUGGGUACCCUUUUACCAAUUUCCAUCAUCCUGGCACUCCACUACUUCCGCUAGUAUCAGCGACGGACAACGAACAUAAACACAACCACGACACAACCUGUCUCGAUAAUUCACGUUGCUGAAAGUGAGAGGCUCUGCCCCAGAAGGGGCCAAACGACUAGCUCACCACUAUCCACCGUAGCACCCUAUCGCAGCUGGGGCUCGCCGACAAUCGAUUGCCACCUCAUCGCCUUGGCUGGCAGCACCUUGGAGGGCUAUCCGAAGCUAUUGGAAAAGCAUAACAGGAAUCGGUUAUAAAUAAGCUGACAAGAUCAGGAUAAUAUGUCCUUCCCUCGCGACGGGUCUGGUGUCUCGGUGGGACCGGGUGGAACUGGUGGACAAUCUUUCCAAGGAACGUCACAACAGGGCGCCCAGUCUGUCAACUCUUCGAAUCCACACGAUCAGACGAAGCGCGGAGCACCACAAAUUGGCAUGGGUGGCAUAUCGUCCCCACAUCCUGAAAGCCUAACCCCUGGCUCAAUGAACUCUACACCCGACAACCUGAGCCUCACACAUUCGUUUGGUGGUUUGCGUAUUGCUAACCCAGACAGAGGGCCUCACGACUCAUCAACAGUCACUACAGACACUCCACCAUUUGUGGCAAGUCGGGAAAUUGUAGACAUGACAAUGGAUGGAUCAACUGAACCUCAACAAAAACGUCGCUCGCUUUUCAACAUGCUGAGGCGCAGCGAACCGGCCAACGAUCCAGAAGCCCCUCGGCUGUCUGGCUUAUCCGUCGACAGUAGAAGGCCGUCGCGAAGACAUACACCGGAACCUACUGAGCCGUCAGCAGCUACACAAGAACAGGGCCGUGGGCCCUGUGCGCAGAAUUACAGGCCGGGACAGUCCAUGCCCUUCAACCACCAGGCCCAACAAGAAGCGUUGUUUCCUCCGUUUCAGUCGAGCCAUGCACCAGGCAGGGAACGCGGCUAUUCUGGGGGUAGGCCUGUCUCUGGCGCGUACUCGCACACCCCGCCGCCUGCAAACAACAUACCAUCUCGGCAACCUGGUUCAUAUCGGCUACCAACCGAAUCUUCAAGCAAUUCCGUGCACAGUAGCGCUCCGAGGAUAGAAUCGCGAAAUGCAGAAGCAGUCAUGGCAGCUGGUGCAGAAAUUCGAGAUGAUAGCCAUAGAGAUCGAUCAUACAGUCAAAGUCAGCCAAUUUUACUCGGCAAUGGUUCAACACGAGAUAGCUCGAGGGCUUUGGGAGGUGGUCGGGGAAUUGCGAACCCGAAUAUGGCGCCCAAUCCAGCUCCUCCGGGCGGAUCGCAAUCAUACGGCCUGGACGGUCCACUCCAAGCAAGCAGUGAAGAGUGGAAAGAAAGGGGGGCUGCAGUUGGCGUGCGACAAGAAAUCGAUUCGAGCGGCAAGCCAGUUUUAAGAUCUGUAAAGAAGGGCGUUAGGGAUUUCUCGUUUGGUCGAACACUCGGUGAAGGGUCAUACAGCACUGUCCUGGCUGCGACAGAUCGCCAGACAUUGAAAGAGUAUGCAGUCAAAGUACUCGACAAAAGGCACAUCAUCAAGGAAAAGAAGAUCAAAUAUGUCAAUAUUGAGAAGAAUACGCUCAACCGUCUGACGGAACACCCGGGCAUUGUUCGACUAUACUACACGUUUCAGGAUGAAAAGUCAUUAUACUAUGUUCUGGAUGUGGCGAGCAACGGGGAACUCCUCGGAGUGUUGAAGAAGAUUGGCACAUUCGACGUGGAAUGCACCCGUUUCUAUGGUGCGCAAAUUUUGGAUGCCAUCGACUACAUGCACUCUCGUGGUGUGAUUCACCGAGAUUUGAAGCCUGAGAACGUUCUUCUCGACGAUCAAAUGCACGUAAAAAUUACCGAUUUUGGAACGGCGAAGCUGUUAAAAGACCCAUAUGCUGUGCCGAAACAGGGCCUUCUCGAGAUGGACAAGGAGGAUGACGAUAAUCGAGCAGCGUCAUUUGUUGGCACGGCAGAGUAUGUCAGCCCGGAGCUGCUCACGGACAAAAACGCUUGCAAAGCAAGCGAUCUCUGGGCGUUCGGCUGCAUCAUAUAUCAGCUACUCUCAGGAAGGCCGCCUUUCAAGGCUGCGAAUGAGUACUUGACGUUCCAGAAAAUUGUUGGGUUGGAUUACGAGUUUCCGCCUGGCUUUCCUCCGGCAGCAAGAGACUUGGUAGAACGCUUAUUGGUCCAUGACCCGCAGAGGCGGCUGUCCAUGGAGCAUAUUAAGAACCACGAAUUCUUCGAUGGCGUGAAGUGGGGUCGCAGCUUAUGGAGGCAAAAGGCGCCGAGGUUAAUGCCUCAUGUCCCCCCUUCGCAAAAACCGCACGUUAUCAAAUUGGACGGAUACCAGAGUUCCCCACAGCCAAUAUCAACACCCCGUGGUGCGAAUGGUAGCAGCAGUUCAAGACCAAAACCACGAGUAAUUACUGAACUGCCACCUCCCAGCCAGCUAGAUAUUGAAUGGUCUCCUGUACUAACUCGGAAUAAUGAGAGAAUACUCAAGCUUGGGAAUCUCAUGGUUACUUCAAGCCCAAUAGCCCACAGCCCGGGAUCUAAAAGCGGCGACAACGGCAAGAGCGACAAUAAGUUCUCCCGCUUUUUUGGUGGAAGCACUAUCAAGAAGAGGCAGAGGCUAGUCAUGGUUACCUCGAGCGCCCGGAUUAUUUUGGCAGCUGCUGGAGGGGAUGAGAAGAAGUCGAAGACGGAAAUAUCUCUCUUGGCUUCCGAUUGCACGUGGCGGUUACAGGCAGAACUGAAGGGGCAGGCAGGGUGGUGUGUAGAUACGCAUGGAACCCAUUAUUCGUUUGAAGAGCGAUCAUCUAAUAGCUCGUCGGACCUGGGUCGAACAACCCCUGAAGAGUGGAUUGAAACUCUCGAUAGCGCGAAGGACUUCGCGAUGUCACAAAGCAUGUUGGGUUCUUACAACAACGACGGCAACUUCGCCGAGAUGUCAUCAUCGGUGUCAAGUCCGACAAGCACCCUUGGCGGCGGGAACACGUAUCCUGAGGGAAUGGGUGUUACCGACCGCAACGGUCGCAAAAACCUGACAAAGAACCAAGAAGAUGCACCACCGAAACGGAAUAGGUUCAGCAAGCGCCAAUCUAAGAGCGGACUCGCGGCUGUCUUCUAGCUGGUCGGUGGUCUUGCUUCAAAGCAUAUUCUCCGGCUCGGGAGUUCAUAACGAUUCGAAUUUUCAUUCUCACAUAGCAUUUGCCAGCGCGGCGUUGGGUCUGUCCAGCAUUUUAUUUUUAAUUGUUCAUGUAGAUCUUUAGUGGGGGGCGUGGCGUGGAACGGCCAUGAUUCAUCAUCAACCUUGAGAAAGAUGAAGUAUAUCGAAUACCUUACUUGGGAAUAAUUGUUUCAUGUGCAUGGGAGCAAAGGGAAGGGCAAUGGAGUGGCCGGAUAGUGUGAGGGAGGGGGGUGAGGUGCUUUUUACUUAUCAGAGACACGAUUGACUAGACAACGUAUUUUCCGAUGAAAUCUACAUAUUUGCUGUGGG
Messenger RNA from Pseudogymnoascus destructans, 3587 nucleotides. It is a transcript of the gene PKH3, whose product is annotated as pkb-activating kinase-like protein. NCBI's taxonomy places the organism in Eukaryota, Fungi, Ascomycota, Leotiomycetes, Thelebolales, Thelebolaceae. The record is from RefSeq and is a predicted model, not a curated record. Gene Ontology annotation, molecular function: ATP binding; protein serine/threonine kinase activity. Gene Ontology annotation, biological process: intracellular signal transduction; peptidyl-serine phosphorylation. The transcript is spliced from 2 exons. The coding region runs from base 396 to 3218 and encodes 940 amino acids.